AUUGCCAUUAUACACUGUAGCUUAUGUACACAUGACAUUAAGACCUUUGAAUCAACUAUGUGGAUGUUUUGGAAGAUUUUGUGUUCCACAUAAAUGAAUGAAUGUUGUGUUCAGGUUCCAGGUGGACUCUGCGGUGGACCUGCAGCAGGUGGUGGAUCGCUGCCCGGAUCACAUGACCGGCGCCGACCUGUACGCUCUGUGUUCAGACGCCAUGACGGCCGCCAUCAAGAGGAAGAUCUCUCUCAUCGAUGAGGGUCUGGACUCGGAGGAAUCUCCUGUCCUCGUCACCGUUGAGGAUUUCUCUUCAGCGUUGGAUAACUUCAAGCCGUCAGUUUCCGAGGAGGAGCUUCUGAGAUACAGAAACAUUCAACAGAAACUCACCGCAAAGUAGAAGCUGAUGGUGUUCACUCUCCUAAAAACACAAGGACUCUGACAAUGGUUUAAUUUAAAAUGCCAUCAUGUAUGAAGAAAAUGUUGUUUGUAAUAUACUGUAAAUGAAGUUAAUUUAUUUAAUUGUGAAAUGUAAUUAAUAAAUAGAGAAGUUAAUUUUCACAGAUGCAUUGUUUUUUUCCUCAUGAAAGCACAGUCACUACAUCAUCUGCGUCACGAGUCAGAUCAGCCAAUCAGGUGGAGGAUUU
Notothenia coriiceps (black rockcod) is the source of this 638-nucleotide messenger RNA. Its product is annotated as peroxisome assembly factor 2-like. Gene Ontology annotation, cellular component: peroxisomal membrane; cytosol. Gene Ontology annotation, molecular function: ATP hydrolysis activity. Bases 98 to 391 code for a protein of 97 amino acids. Gene Ontology annotation, biological process: protein import into peroxisome matrix. The record is from RefSeq and is a predicted model, not a curated record. Lineage: Eukaryota; Metazoa; Chordata; Actinopteri; Perciformes; Nototheniidae. The transcript is spliced from 2 exons.